Molecule: messenger RNA, 2992 nt
Organism: Planococcus citri (citrus mealybug)
Lineage: Eukaryota; Metazoa; Arthropoda; Insecta; Hemiptera; Pseudococcidae
Exons: 10
Coding region: 293-2509 (738 amino acids)
Source: RefSeq, a predicted model, not a curated record
UCAAAAGCUUACGAACUUGAAAGUUUCGUUUGAAAGCACAGCGCCGCAAGUAGUGCACUCAUUAAUUAUUUUUCUCUGACUUUUUGUUUCAAAACAGGACGAACUCCCGGCAAAAAGUACGAGUACGAGCAACGAGCAUUGUGCAGGUGAUGUCAAAUUGUCAAUGUGCAUUGUACGUUGAUCAACUGAACUUGUAAAGUAAAUAGAGAAAUCAUAGUAAUAAGGUGACCAUGUUGCUAGUCCUUGUUUGUUGAUGAUUGGAGCUAAUUAUAGAUAAAGGAAUAACCUCAAAAUGAAGCAACUUUCGAAGCGAAGUGUUGAACGUCUGCUAAAACGCGAAUUGACAGUUGUUUUACCAAGAAUCAAGUUUCCGGUGUCGAAGCGACCGAACGAUUUAUUCAAGCGAAAAAAAUCCAAGCGUGGACGAAAUUCUGGCAGUAGUGAUAAAGAAAACGAUAACUCACGUAAUGUGACUGUGCGUUCGCAACCGAAUUUGAACUUGAUUCAGAUAGAAAAAGCGCUGGAAAUAGAUCACUGCGACGAAGGUUUGAUACGAUGGAAAUUGACUGAGAAUGAUCGUAAACUUCUGUUGGCUAAUAUCAAUAACGGACGUGUAACUACCACGUAUUCGAGAUUUGAUUCGUUCAAGACUAAACGUUCCGAAAUUGUUUCUAGUAAGAUUGUUUCUCAAUCGCAAUCCUUGAACGUGUCUCAAUUAAUUGAGAAAGAGGCCGAAAUGAACAAAACUUCGACGAACCCAAAACCACAACACGAGAAGAAACACGAUAAUGGUAAAUGUUCCCGCAAGGAUUCUGGAAUCGGCAUGGAAUCUCCGAAACGUAAUAAAUCCACGAAACGCAAAUUUUCAGAUAACACGGAUGAUGAAUCUGAUAAUGCGCGUGGAAUGGAAGAAGAGGAUAAUGCAUCCUCUACGUUGAAUUCACCAGAGAAUGGAAUCCGUGAUUUGAAAGCAAUCAUUGAAUCACAUUCUAGUCACCGUUGUACUGAUGAAAUCAAUCGUAAGGUGAAUAACGUUAAAACUUGGCGAACACCAGAUGGAUUAUUUGUACGUAGAGAUUUCGUUAUACGAAUUACACAGUGUUGUUCCAACCAACUCUCAAAAGAUGAUGUCACUGAGCGUACCACUUCGGUUGUUGCUAGUACCACUAGGCACGAGAAUAUUAAAAAAAAUUCAAAACAAGAGCGUAAAAAUAUCGCCGUUGAGAAGAAAGUUGGCAUCAAUACUCGCACGAAGAUGAACGGUAGGGAAAAAACGUGCACUCGAAUCGUAGAAGUUCAAACAACGGAAGAGAGACGUAAAAAAAUCAAACUUCACCAACCUACCAGGAUGGUGACCAGACACAGGGCAGCAUUUGGUGGCGAUUGUGAAUUCGUUUAUUUAACCAAUGAGAACGGUUAUAUUGCUAGAAACCAAACGGAUCAACUGAACCGAAACGGAAAAGAUGUUGAACCUUCGUCCAGCGAAUCAGUUUGUUCGAACAUCUCAGAGAAUACUCAAACAACCACGCUGAAUUCAAACAAAAACAAGAUCUCCAAAAUACUCCAAAAUAUUAUUUUAUAUCGCGAGCAAGAUACCGAACCGGGUAAAAGCCAAGCCAAAGAAGAAUUGAGAAAAUCAACACGUCGCAGGAAACUUCUGAGCUAUAAAGAACCAGAUGAUCUUAUUGAAGACGACUUCUUUAUGACGGAAAAACCAGUUGAUAGGAAAAAUGUUAAACAGCAAAAGAAUACUUCCAGUGCGAAAAAUCAAGGACAAUUGGAUCUUGAAUUACCUGUGAAGCCGGGAAAUCAGAAACCUGCCAGAAGUGUAAAAAAUGAUAGAAUCGAAGCUCCCAAAAAAGUCUCCAAUUUGCCAGUAAAACGACUCAUGAAAAAAAGCGAAGCACUGGAAAAGACUGAAAAAUUCCAAGAGCAGAAAAUGAAUUUGAGAAGUGUUAAAGUAGCUAGUGCCAAAACAGCUGUGUUGAAGACUCCUGCAUUACCAAGGUGUUCCUCGAAAACCCAGGGUAGUGAUUCAGUUGCAAACACCAGCAAAGGAACUACUGUUACGAAGCAAUCCUUGAAAACUCGAAAUGAUGAUUCUGUAGCGAACCCCAACAAAGCGACUCCUUGCGUUACGUUCUCUUCGGAAACACCUGAAACAAUUCCACGACCAGUAAACAAGGACGGAAAUGAUGCUCAUUCAAAUUUCACUCCUUGUAUUCUUCUAGAUAGAUUGGAUGCGACGGAUAUCAGUACUUACGCCAUUACUCCAUUACGCGAAGAUCGAGGACCGUUGCCUUCUAAAUCGAAUGAGGAUUAUGGUAUCGAUGACGUUGAUACUGAUGAUUCAACAGAUGAAGAGGACAAUCCUAAAAAAGUGGUUCCACAAUGGGCGAGAUCGCUUGAAAAUCGGCCUGUAGUGCAAUUCUACUUUCCUCGAGACCUGAUUCGAGAUUGGAUUCGUCCGCCGACUCGAAGAUUUACCGUGAAAUCGUUAUUUUUUUAAAAAUUCGUCGAAUCUGUAACACAGAUAAACAGUUUGAAAAUACCACAAAUCCACAAUUGUGGCGUGUGGUACAUUUUUUUUCGUUUUUAUUCAGUUAAAAUAAUUCCUUUCAUUUCAUGUAGUUUUAGAUGUAGUUUUUUUCAUCUUAUAAUUUUAAUUCUCCUCUGGUUCAACGUUUUUGUGUUUUUUGAACUUCUUAUAAAUUUAAUAACUUUUAAAAAAUGGAAUGUUGAGGGUGUUGCGUUGGAAUUUUUAUAUUAUGAACUCUCGUUAUUAAAAAUAUUCGAUUUUUUGGAAGAUAUCGUAUAUGAACUUACGUUAAGGUUAUAAUUUUACUUUGGAUGUUUGUUGUUUUUUUUUCUAUUUUUGAAAUAAUUUUAAAGAAGCAUCAAUUCUUAUUAGAAUUUUUUUUGUCAUGCUUCAUCGUAAGGACGUUUUUUUUCUUGUUCGUGUUGAAUAAAUUAGUAAAAAUGUUCGAAUUUG